CACAACCCCCGCUCCACUCUCCCCCAGCGUCACUCGUAUGACCCGCCGCGCCAAGCCACCCUGCGGUGACUGUUCGUGUCUCUGGCUCCCGCUCUGUCCCGCUGCUCAACCUUUGCCUGGUCGCGCCGGCGCCUGCGCUUCUCGACGCUCGCCACCAGUCACUCGCUCUCGUCGCGCGUCGGUCGCAACCGGCGGAGCGUUGGUGCUGCGCUUUCGAGUCACGUGUUUGAGGAGCUUUUGCUCUUGAGGGGGACAGGGUUUAGCGAUGGACAAAAACCCAGCACCGCCAAAGCCAAAGCCUCCUGUCAAGGACUCAGACGAAGAGUCGGAGACUAGCGACGAGGAGACUGAGGACGAGGAUCAGGCUGAAGGAGGGUCUGAGUACGAAUCUGAGAGUGACGAGAGCACCGACACUACUAAGAAGAAGCUUACCAGUAUACUUCCCACGAAGCAGCAGCAGCUGGCUACCAAAGCUGCUGUCCCUGGCAGUCCUGCUAAGAGGACUCGAGAAGCUAAUGGGAAAAAGGGCAAAGAGGAUGAGCCACUAAGUAAGAAAAAGAAGCCUGAAGUAGCAACCCCUGCUGCUAAAUCGGCACCAAAGCCAGUGGUUCCUCAGUCAGAUAAGAAGAAACAAAGCGCAUCUAAAACAGAGAAAGCCAAGCCUACACCGAGAGAAAAAGCAUCUAAAGACACUGCGGACAAAGAUGACAAGAAGUCUUCAAAGAGGAAAGCCCCGAGUUCUGCCGCUAAGUCGGAUGGUGCAAAAUCUACGUCCAGCAGGUCCGAGGAGGAAACUCCACAGAAGGCUAGUAGGCCUUCUCGACCAUGGUCACCUGAGGAGGAAAUUGUUCUCUCAAAAGAACUUCAACUAGAUCGUUACAAUGACGUCUAUGGAGCAACUCUUCCCGCUUCUCGGGCAGAUCAGUACUGGGAGAGGUUAAUGAACAGGCUUCCGUUUAUGGAUAGGUAUGAUCCAGAACAAAGAACUGAAAGGCUCUGUGAGAAGGUGAGGCGGAUGAGAUUGCGUUAUGAAGCUCUCUUGCACCGCAUCCAGGCGGGCGAAACGAACGUCUGGAAGAGUGACCAUGAAGGGGUUCUGUGGCGAAUGUGGCAUACCAUUUGGGGACCUCACAAGGCGACUCAGGCGAUGUUAAGUGGUGAGGAUGAAGGGGAAGAAGACGAAGAAGAAGAGGAGGAUGAUGAUGAAGAAGAGGAAGACGAAGAGGAUGAGGAGGUUGAGCCAAUGCAGGCGAAAGGACGUCAAUCUGCCGUAGCUAACGCGACUCCUCAAAAGAGAGCGGAAAUCAAGAAGAAACCAGAAACUAGCUCCGACGAACAAGUGCCAGCGAAAGGAACUCCACUGGCGGUGAAAGCAGCGCCAGUCGCACAGGCCGUUCCAGCAGCACGUGCAACAGAAGCGAGUGCAGUGACAGGAAAUCAACCCUCAGCCCCAAAACCUGUCGCAACCAAGGGUCCUACUCCAACUGCAAUGGAAGUGGAUGUGAACUCCCAUGGAAAGGAUGCUUCACAACGAGUUGCAGCGUACAAUGGUCAUGUGGUAGCUUCUGCUUUAGUUGAACAAGCAGCCAAGAUAGCCCUCAGUGAUGAGAUACGGGCGGAGAACCUUGCAUUCCUCCGUGAUUUGAGGGGAACCUGCGUGAAGAUGGUCGAGGAAGCCAGGACGCAAAGCUUUCUCAUAUCUGAAAGGAUGCUUGAAGAAACUCGUGCCAAGGCCACUCAAAUAGUUGAGGAAGCUAGGGAGAAGAGUUCCCAGAUCAUGGAGGAAUUACGCUUGGUUGCUGAGAGACUAGGGGCUAUUGCUGGUCAUGGCGGACGGAUGAAUGGUCCAGGUAUAGGAAGCUGGACCGACUUUCCUGAAACAUCAUUUCCAGGCCGGACUCUUGGGUUGCCUAUUGGAGAUCAGACUCAACUGGAGGACAAGUGGCGUGAACAAAGUGAAGCUGAGCAAGGCUUGCUUCUUCAAAGAUUACAGCUUGUACAAGAACAGGCACGAGUUCAGCAAGAAGGUAUUCGGCUCAAGAUUAACCUUCAAAAGCAGCAGGCCAAAGACAAGUGAUUUCUCGUCUAUUUUUAAUCCAUAUUUACAGCUUACUGCCUUGGAUCUGUGAAGAGGGCCUUAUCUUAUUUGGAUAUGAGUUUUGUAGCAGCUCUUGCCAGCUCAUAUGUGUGAUACUGUGAGCAAGAAGCAGCAGGCUUAUAGCUAUUAGUAAUGCCUGUAUUUUAGCCCCAAAUAUGGGGCUUGUCGGUGUCUUCAGUUCCUUUUCACUAGUGGCGGAUUUGAUCGUUCAAGCCAAAACUCUGGAUGUUUUGACCACCGAUGUGUAAGGGUACCUCCUUAGUUUAUUUUCUUUUGUUAUCAUUGACUUUCAUUUUAAAGAUCACUUCAUGUGCUACGAACUAUCUAACACUUCA
Molecule: messenger RNA, 2433 nt
Organism: Physcomitrium patens
Lineage: Eukaryota; Viridiplantae; Streptophyta; Bryopsida; Funariales; Funariaceae
Source: RefSeq, a predicted model, not a curated record